AUUGUCUAGACUCGGGCCCCUUCCUUGAUUUGCGCUUGACUGACCAGCAAGACUUUCGUCUUCAUCAACACUGGAGUUAAGCUCGUCUGUCCCCGACUCUGCCGGCGUCGAAAUUGCUUUACUCCGUUCAUUUUCAGUCGGUUCCUUCCUUUUCCGACGAUCAGUUUUUGGCCAUCGCGUUUAUCCGAUUAUCUCGUUAUUAGCCCUGUGGCAGGAUAAGAGAUAUAUAUGUAUUGGUGUGUUUCUGUCGAUGGGCUAUCAGAACAUAGGCUCCCGUUACGCAGCAUAUUCGUGGCGACUCUUCUCCAAUUGCCUAGCUUUAGCGGUGUCUCACAACUCAGAUUCUCGUUUACUCUACUCGGUCAUAUAGGGAUGAGUUGCAUUUGUGUGUCAGCUUCUCUCCGCUUUCUUAGCCAGUUGGUGUAAAGUCAGAAUUUCAUCCUUUUUUACCUGUUACUUUUGAUAUCAACAUUCCUGCCUCUAAAACACCAUUUUUGUGUUAAGAGUUUGCAUUGAGAGAUACAUGGGGCUAACACAUCGGUGAUUUAGGUUUCUUGCAGAAGUUGUAAUUAGCAAAUGACUGUAUGCUACUAGCUGAAACAAGAUUAUUUUUGUUACGCGACUCCAUGAAAUAGAUUAUCAUCUUCCAAUUUAAGUGAUCGACACUAAUCGAAGAAGAUAUACGGAAUAUUCCUAUGCUCUUCAGUUUUCAUCAUUAUGAAAGAGAUGCACUUCAGAAAGAGAAGGAUCAUUUUAUUCGUCCUUCUCUUAGCGGUCUCUAUAGCUGUCACCACUCUAUCAUACACAACGCUGCGAAUCUCCAAUGAGGACGUGAUUAAACACCAUCAACCGAUGAACCUACCUAGGGUUCGGUCAUCAAGCUCACAGGUCACAGAAUCUUCCUCUGCACUAAUUCCUCACUGUGAGGCCCAUAAACACGUGGCAUAUAUCAAGACGCAUAAGACUGGCUCUACCACGCUGGAAACCAUUUUCAACCGGUUUGGUUUCAUUUACAAUUCCUCAUUUAUCUUCAAUAGGAACGAUUUCUUUGGACACUUCGAAGCAAUGGACUUCCGGGAUGCUGCCACGGAGAAACAUUUUCUACCACCCCUAGGAGUUGGCAAAGGAGAUUACGCGAGAUACAAGAACUACGAUACGUGUGCGAUUCACGUGCGGUUUUAUCGCGACACAUUUAUUAAGUACAUGGCCAACGAUACCCUUUAUGUUUCAAGUGUUCGCGAUCCAGCCGACCAGUGGGAGUCGGCCUUUAAUCAAUUUGGAUUCCGAAAAGCAAUCUCACGACUUGCUGAUGCUAAUAAGAAGAUGAUUGCCAUAGGCGACUACCUAAAAGUGCCCUUUAAUGACGCAAAUUCUACACUUGAUGCAAUUAACGAAUUCCUCCGCAAACCCGAAGUAUACCAUAAUGCAUUAAAUGGUGAGGACUGGCAUUUUGCUCACAACGACCAGGUGUUCGAUUUAGCCACCGAUCUCGAAAUGAAACAGCUUAAAAAUGAAACGCUUGUUAAUCGCACAAUCGACCGACUAGUUGACGAGCUGGACAUGGUAAUCGUAAACGAGUACUUCGAUGAAUCCUUGCUUGUCAUGAAGAAAGCCUUGUGCUGGGACUUUAACGAUAUCUUAUACAUUUCGCAGAACAAGCGAGCUGUAAAAGACACCAUGCCGGAGGAAACACGCGCUAAAAUCCGGGCAUGGAACCACGCGGAUACGUUACUUCACUAUCGCUUCAAUGAAACUCUGUGGAAAAAAAUCAAAGCUUACGGACCGAAAUUCCAAAUAGACUUGGAGCAUUUUAGACAAAUGUUGAGUGAUAUCAAGUCAAAGUGUUCCGACAUCAGCAAACCGGUGGAUCAUGGGUAUAAUUCUGUAGUUCUACAGACAAGAGCAAAGGCUAAUUCUACCUCGUUGUGUAAGAUGGUCGCAGGGGGUUUUGCGGAUACAUUCCGGAGAGUGUUUAACAGACAGAAAGACAGUGGUUUUGCCUUUUAGAUUCAUCGAUGUUUACAUCGUUAAAAUCAUUGAACUGAUUUGGUGUUUAGUAUAUUGAUUCAGGAGUGACAUAAAUAUUGCUGUUAUCAUCGGUAAAUUGUAGAGGUAACGAUGUAUUAUAAUCUUUGGAGGAUAUGUUAAUAGAUACGUCUAAAAGAUAAGGGUAUGGGGAAUUUUUGAUAUUUUCUAGUUUUGGAAAUAUAACCACAAUACCUUUAUUCGAUGUGAUACGUUAUGAGAGACUCCAUCUCAGAAGGAGAUAAUGUUCGUACGUACAAUGAACCGGGCAGACACUGCUAGUCUAUGGGUCAGUACUUUGGUGUAAUAUGCAUCGAAAUAUUAUGCCGUUUAAUCUGUUGGGAUGUUACAAUACCACGUCAAAAUAAUACUGUUGCUAAUAAUGUUUGAUCGUUAUACCAGGGAUGGGUGUGAAAUUGGUUUACAACUUAUAAUCAUUAAUUAUAUGUAGGUAUAGGGAGUGACCGCAUCAUUGACAUUGAGUACAGAGAAAGAAAUGUCAUGUUUAGAUAACAACUUUUAACUAUUUCGUCGAAAAGGGGGAAAGUUUUUUUCAUAGGUUUAAUUGUCUUAUUAGCGGCUGAAGACAUUUUGCUUUGGCCAUCGCUAUCAUAAUGUGUAUUGAUGGGUUUUAUUAUACAGGGUGAGUCAGAAAAGUUAUGUUGUUUUUAAAGUUUGACUAUUUAA
Molecule: messenger RNA, 2712 nt
Organism: Strongylocentrotus purpuratus (purple sea urchin)
Lineage: Eukaryota; Metazoa; Echinodermata; Echinoidea; Camarodonta; Strongylocentrotidae
Product: galactosylceramide sulfotransferase
Exons: 4
Coding region: 718-2007 (429 amino acids)
Biological process (GO): glycolipid biosynthetic process
Cellular component (GO): membrane
Molecular function (GO): galactosylceramide sulfotransferase activity
Source: RefSeq, a predicted model, not a curated record